AUGGCUAACGUGAUCGUACGAGAACUAGCUCGCUGUGACACCACAGUGACAGUCACCGGUCGUGGUGCUCCACCUCCAGCUGCGAACGUGGCCCCUGCGGCGGUGUAAUUGUCCCAGGGAGCAACUCGACAAGCUAAACCCACAGAAGGACGUCCUGUCUGCCGGCUCGAAGCGUCCCCACCGCCCUCCUCGGAGCGUCCGCGGCUCUCGUCCUUUAAUCGGCCAGGUCAGUCGGUUGUUAGCUAGCUAGUUAGCUAGCUAGCCAGGCUAGCUCAAACUAGCCUCCAUCACCAGGUUUUCGAGCCUCAUCCAGCCCCACUGUGGAUCUUUAGCCCCUCCGGCAGGACAGUGGCAGAGGCAGAGGCAGAGGCAUCGGGGACCAGACCAGCAGGCAGCGGGGCUCCAUGAGUGCGACGGGGCAGCAGCAGCAAGGGGGGGCCCUGCGUUCUCGCCGAAGCCUCGGCCGGGACAAGGACCCCGGGCCGGGUAUGGGCAUGGAGGCCGCCUGCUGGCUGGCCCCCGGAGUGCUGCGCAGGCUGAUCGAGCUGCCCUCACCCCCGCUGUCCCGACACCAGCUCAAGAGACUGGAGGAGCACAGGUACAGCAGCGCUGGACGCUCCUUGUUGGAGCCUCUGAUGCAGCGUUACUGGGAAUGGUUGGUGGGACGAGUCCCGUCCUGGAUCGCCCCCAACCUCAUCACCAUCAUCGGCCUGGCCACCAACGUCUUCACCACCCUCGUGCUCAUUUAUUAUUGUCCAACCGCCACUGAACAGGCUCCUCUCUGGGCGUACCUGCUCUGUGCCGUUGGUCUGUUCAUCUACCAGUCGUUGGACGCCAUCGACGGGAAGCAGGCCAGACGCACCAACAGCAGCUCUCCGCUGGGCGAGCUGUUCGACCACGGCUGUGACUCCCUCUCCACGGUGUUCGUGGUGUUGGGAACCAGUAUAGCAGUGCAGAUGGGCACCAACCCGGACUGGAUGUUCUUCUGCUGCUUCGCCGGGAUGUUUAUGUUCUACUGCGCUCACUGGCAAACAUACGUGUCGGGAACGCUGCGCUUCGGCAUCAUUGAUGUGACUGAGGUGCAAAUCUUCAUUAUAAUCAUGUAUUUGCUGGCCGCCGUGGGAGGAUCUGCUUUUUGGCAGUCACUGAUUCCGAUCCUUAAUAUCCAGGUGAAAAUGGUUCCAGCCAUCUGCACUUUCUUAGGAGCCAUCUUCUCCUGCACCAAUUACUUCAGAGUUAUUUUUACGGGAGGAGUCGGCAAAAACGGAUCCACAAUAGCAGGAACCAGCGUCCUCUCUCCAGUCUUACAUAUUGGUUCCGUUAUAAUUUUGGCGAUGAUGAUAUACAAGAAGUCGGCUGUCCAGCUCUUUGAGAAACAUCCGUGUCUUUAUAUCCUGGCGUUUGGCUUCGUCUCGGCCAAGAUCACCAAUAAAUUAGUUGUAGCACAUAUGACAAAAAGUGAGAUGCAUCUCCACGAUUUAGCCUUCCUUGGACCAGGACUCCUGUUCCUGGAUCAGUAUUUCAAUAGUUUUAUUGACGAGUACCUGGUGCUGUGGAUUGCGUUGAUCAUUUCCUUCUUUGACUUGGUACGUUACUGUGUCAGUGUUUGCAACCAGAUUGCCUGCCAUCUUCACAUUUUUGUUUUCAAAAUCAAGCCUUGUUCACUGCUCAGUUCAGCCGCUCACUGAGGACACGGCGCGCAACGACUGACUCUGUCCCUCCCCCCUUUUAGUCGCACUCAUAUUUCCUCCCCCCAAACGUAGAGAUGCAGAGGAUGACGUGUUGUUAGAAAAAAAAAAAAAAAAAUAUGUGCUUCUGCCAACUGAAUGUGAGGACAAAUAAUAUAUAUUGAGAUACCGGAGUAUUACUGUCAUUGUUUCUUUUUCACCAGUGCAGAAUUUGAAUUUGUACCAGUUUCAUCUUCUGCCCCAGUAAUAAGAAUUCUCCUUCUGAGAAACUCAUGAACAAAUAUUUCAGGAGAGUACAGGUGCUACUCGGUAUGUUCAACCAGAGAAACUUCAGUGUGUUUUAACUGUUUGUGUGCAAAGAAAAAUGUAUAGGAAACGAAUCAAACUCUUUGCUUUUUCAUGAUUAUAAUUUUUGUAAUAUUUGCAUAACUUUACCUUUUUUCUUUUUUUGCUAUUGUAAAUACCGAACUGUUACAGUGUCCGUGCUUUUAUUUUAAGUUUAAAAAAAAAAAAAAAAUCCUGCUUUGACACAUUUAUAAACCUUCAUGUAUAUGAUUUUUAAAACAAACGUUAUCUCCUGCACAUUAAAGGAAACUGUGCAACUGUUCAGCAAAAAAAAAAAAAAAAAUACUGGUUUUGGUGGAAACUCAAUGAAAAAACCUGCGAAAUAUUCACUGCCAAUGUUCUUCAUUUAAUUUGUCGACUGAAACCACUUACUCUUUUGGGCGUUUUUCAGCCCUGCGUAGGGAUUCUUUUGUGUUUUUACUGUCACGUCCAAUGUUAUUGGCUAAUAUAUUCAUUAUGAUAGUUUGGUUAAUGCUUCAUGGAGUUAUGCUUCCAUUACACUUAUAUUGUUUUUUAUUGUAAAUAGAUUAAGAUGAGAAAGACACGACAGUCCGGUCAGAUAUUUUCCAACAUCUACCAAAAAUAUCUAAACUCAGAGGUCCACUCACUAGCAGUCCGAGCUAUGCAGAUAUCCGGUACGAAGGCCUUUGAGUUCAGAUUUCUCCACAUUUUGCAGUUGAUAUGUUUAACGUUUAUUUUUUAAUCACCAGCCGUCAUUUAGCUUCCUGUUACUUCACAUCACUCCUCGUUUGCACCUUGUUUUAUUAUUCUAUAUGUUUCUUAUUGUCAAAAAAAUCCCAUGAAAAGACCUAAACCAACAAUGUGUCAGUCACUAAACACUUUCUGACUUCCUUGGUUACUAAUGAAGACGUAAAUCUUUAAAAACACCUCACAAAAAUAUAGUUAUUCAGGAAUUCCCUCAAGCAGCUUUUUUUUUAUCAAACGUGACUCAAACAGGAGGAAAUAGUGCAUUUGUUGGGGACUAUUUUCAGCAACGGAUUAAUCCACAUGUGGUGCUUUGAGUUUUUGUGGCAGCAGAACGGUGUGUGUGGGAUUAAGUCAAAUUAAACUAAAGUGUGUGUGUUUUUAAUAAUGAAGGAACAUGUCAUUCAGUGCAACAGUGACGCUAAUUGAUGUGUUUUGAAUGUUUUUUAAGACAAAAAUGGAGCUCUAUGGCUCAGAGGAAGAAGAUAUCAUUGUUGAUUUUGGUCUUUUCAUGGUAUUUGUUGACAAUAAGAAAAAAACUGAAGAUCACCAGACUUACGACUACCUACCACCAUAACUGUUAUUCAUGUGAACGUCACUCCUUCAUCUGUAACAUAAUCUGGUCGACGUUGUGUUUCCCCCAAAACAACACUCUGUACCUGGUGAACAGCUGAACGUUGGUCUCCAUGUGCAGGAGAUGAGGUCACACCAUGACAUCACAGUUUUUAAAGUGGUGACUGACGAGAAUCAGAUCAAUUUAUUAUAGUUUUUUUGUCAUUGACGGUUAAUAAAAACCUGUUUAAUUUGAAGUGGCUGCUGCUCACUCCGCCUCCAACAUCAUCUGAUACUGUUACCGAGUGAGUGUUUUAACGUUGCUGCUUCUGAAGACAGCUUGUAGUGAUGUAUUAAUGUGGAGAACAUGUCUGUCCUUAACAACAGAGACUCUUUCUUGCUUUUGCA
This is a messenger RNA of Anoplopoma fimbria (sablefish), 3698 nucleotides long. RefSeq names its product choline/ethanolamine phosphotransferase 1b (gene cept1b). The transcript has 10 exons. The record is from RefSeq and is a predicted model, not a curated record. Gene Ontology annotation, biological process: phosphatidylethanolamine biosynthetic process. Bases 405 to 1688 code for a protein of 427 amino acids. Gene Ontology annotation, cellular component: endoplasmic reticulum membrane; Golgi apparatus. Gene Ontology annotation, molecular function: diacylglycerol cholinephosphotransferase activity; ethanolaminephosphotransferase activity. Lineage: Eukaryota; Metazoa; Chordata; Actinopteri; Perciformes; Anoplopomatidae.